CUAUAUUUCUGGAUAUUUUGGAUUUUGUAAAUGGCUUUAAUGUAACAAGAGCACAAGGGAAGUUUAUGCUGCCUAGUGAGUUAGUUUGUAGGCUUUUAUUUCAGUCCUUUCUAUUUAUUAUAAACUGACAUCAUGCAGCCUCCAUUGCUUGACUAGCCCGUUCCUAGAAUCUAUCGCGUACCAGGCAGGGUAAAGGACCUGUACUGUAAAAACCUGUGCCAUACUGUCGGGGUUUACGCUCUCCACUGGGCUACUACGAGCUGGAGAGGAGACGCAUGCGUACUGACUUGGAGCAGCCGGUAGGGAAAAAAAGCCUUAUGUGCCAUCGGAUGUAAUCAAGGCAAAGAAUUACCUCUUCUCGCUGUGCAUACAUGGUGAAAUUGUAAGUACUGGUGGCAAACCGAUGUAUCAUUGCACGGACAUUUCGCAAGUGGAGUAUUUGAGGCCGUUUCCCAGUAUUUUAAAUGGCAUGUUACUGUCUUGCUGUACAGUGGGCUUAUAACAGAUCUAGGCAGUGUCUUUUUGGUGGUCGUCCAGGGCGAAGAAGCUCUACGGUUCUUCGUGGUGGCACUUUCCAUUGAUGUGCUGUGCGAGUUGCUAAUGCAAUGGUUUCUGCUGAUAAAAUCGCUCAGGAGCCAUUACAUCCCAGUGUCGUUCACAUUUCUGCUACGCCCAUGGGAUCAGAGCGGAUGGAGAUGCGAAAGAGGCAGAUGUCGGUGCAGCAGGAGUCGGCAGCGGGGGGAACUGCACCGGCCCAGCAGGACCAGCCGGGCCAGGCCAACCCACGGGGCUCAAAUGCAUGUUGCUUCUGCUGGUGCUGCUGCUGUAGCUGCUCUUGGAAUGAAGACCGGGAUGAAAGGAACCGAAAGGCUUCUCAUGACGUCAAGGAAGGGACCGCAGACUGUGAAGACUGCCCGAAGCCCACGCUGGAGGAGGUGUGCUCGUGGGGGCAGUCGUUUGACAAGCUAAUGUGUUGCCCAGCGGGGAGGAACUCCUUCCGGCAAUUUCUUCGCACCGAGUUCAGCGAGGAGAACAUGCUCUUCUGGUUAGCCUGUGAGGAGUUCAUCAAAGACGCCAAUAAGACUCCAGUAGAGGAGAGGGCUCGUGUCAUCUAUGAGGACUACAUUUCCAUUCUCUCGCCCAAAGAGGUGAGCCUUGACUCCCGUGUGCGUGAGUCAAUCAACAGGAACAUGCAGGAACCCAACUUGCAGACGUUCGAAGAUGCCCAGCUGCAGAUCUACACACUGAUGCAAAGAGACUCAUAUCCCCGCUACAUGAACUCCCAAGCCUACAAAAACCUGCUCAACACUCUGUCAGAGCAGUCCCCCGAAUCUUAGGGUGGUGAUGACCUGUGAUAUUUUAACUGUCUUUAUCCCCCCCCCAAUCCUUAUUCCCUUUUUUAAAAUUUUCUUUGUAUGUUCAGUGUAGGAUUACAUGAACCUGGCCUCGGGCCUGGCCCCUCCCAGGGAUUUCAGCGCUAUUGUGAUCUGCACCUGACCGAAGACACUCAGGUCUCAAAACUCCCGAGGGCUCGACAUCACAAGUACUGCUACAGAUCAACAUAGCAAAACACUCCAAAGGAAUAUGAAUACAUUUUGUUUCUGUUUUAUUUUUCUUUCUUUUGAUAGAAAUAAUCUAUUUUAUUUGUGUUCAGAG
Molecule: messenger RNA, 1656 nt
Organism: Anarrhichthys ocellatus (wolf-eel)
Lineage: Eukaryota; Metazoa; Chordata; Actinopteri; Perciformes; Anarhichadidae
Gene: rgs20
Product: regulator of G protein signaling 20
Exons: 5
Coding region: 606-1337 (243 amino acids)
Source: RefSeq, a predicted model, not a curated record